UGUAAGCGAAGGGCAUGGGCAUAACCUAUGAAAUGGCCCUCCUCUCUCUUUUGCCACAACCAACCCCAGCUUACUAGGAAUCAAAAUACAAUUGUAAGAAAGAGAGAGAGGAAGAGAGAGUACCAUAAAAACAACUCAAAAGGCAAAGUUCAUCUUUCCAAUGGGUGCCAGGCUAACAUGGCUUCUUCUCAUUAAUCAUAAUCAUAGAAUAUAUAUAUGCAAUCAACAAGCCAGAGAAACCUUCUCAAAUCCCGUUAAUGCCAAUUCUUAAAAAUCAUUACUCUUCUGAAUCAUUCUUCUCCCUUCACUCCCCUCUCCAAUUUAACACACCCGCCACCGUCCACGGCGGCUCACGACGGCCAUACUCCGAUCGGCGACAAAGCUUCAAUCCCAAUUGAGAAAUUCUGGCUUGCUUUUCAAGAAACAGCUUAUUUGAUUCAUGGGUUUUGCUUCUCGCUAAUGGAGCUAAGGAGAAACUGGUACGAUUCUAACAUCUGGGUGGUGUUUUUUUGUUUAUUGAUGUUGAUUUCUUGCUCUGUUUCGUUUGAAGAUGCUGAUUCUUUUGGUGGGUUUGUUCAUAAAUAUGCCAAUAACUCUUUGUCAAAGCCUAGAACAGGGAUUGUAUAUAACAUCUCUUUGCCUUCAAAUUAUUCUGGGAUUCAAGUUUCUUAUAUUAGAUUGAGGAGUGGUAAUUUUUGGGUUAGAGGAGCAAAUUUGAGCUGGAUUUCUAUUCCUCCAAGAGUUACUUCUGUUCCAUAUGUAAAGAGAAUAGCCAUAAUUUUUGAGAAUUUAGGGAAUUGGUCUUCAACUUUCUAUAAAGUACCUGGUUAUACUCUUGUUGCUCCUGUGAUUGGAUUCACUGUUUACGAUUCUUCUACCAAUUCAAGUACAUUGAGCAAUCAAAAGCUUCAUUUGGUCAUCUUGGGAAGAAACCCCAUUUUGGUGAUGUUUCCUAAAGUAAAAUUGAGAGAAAAUGAUGGGAAGAAGCCACAAUGUGUGAAGUUUGGAGCUAAUGGAACUUUUGAAUUGAAGAACAUGACAGGACCAAGCUUGUGUUCUGCAAGUGAUUAUGGUCAUUUCUCUCUUGUUAUUCCAACUCCUUCAAUGGAAAAGGAGGAGGAGAAGAAGAAGAAAGGUAUGUUGUGGGUAUGGUGGGUCGUUGGAUUUGGGGGUGGUUUGGUUGCUUUAGCUUUGAUGGGUUUAGUUUUAAUGACAGUUUUGAGGUUAGUGAGGAAGAAAAACAUCAUGCAUAUGGAGAGGGAAUCUGAAAGAGGAGUGAGUUUUGAUACUGUUUGGAUUGGUAAGAGUAGAAUGCCUUCUGCUUCAAUGGUAAGAACACAACCAGCUCUUGAAAAUAGUUAUGCUCCUUAAUUUUUUUUCUUUGGGUGGGAGAGUUUUGUCUUUGUACUUCUGUUCUAAUGUUUACAGUUCUAGAUGUGUUCGUUCAUAGCUUCACAUCAUUUCAAUAAAAUCAUUCAUACUAGUGUUUCAUUUGCUAAACUAUACCUAUUCGUUUUACUUUUUGUUCUUUAUAUCGCUACGAUGUAAUCAAAUGAAUUGAAUUUCAUUCAAAUCGAAUGACGAACGGUUUCUUAGCUCUUUCUUUUUUA
Messenger RNA from Benincasa hispida (wax gourd), 1610 nucleotides. RefSeq names its product transmembrane protein, putative (DUF1191). Gene Ontology annotation, cellular component: membrane. The record is from RefSeq and is a predicted model, not a curated record. Lineage: Eukaryota; Viridiplantae; Streptophyta; Magnoliopsida; Cucurbitales; Cucurbitaceae.